Messenger RNA from Gryllus bimaculatus (two-spotted cricket), 5308 nucleotides. Lineage: Eukaryota; Metazoa; Arthropoda; Insecta; Orthoptera; Gryllidae. The record is from the annotation of a GenBank genome assembly.
UUUGAUUUUAAGAUUGUAAAGAAAUGUAAUUUGCAUAGUUUGUUACUCAUGUUCAAACAGAAUUAAUUAUUAUCAGUAGUGUUACUGAUUACUUUAUUAUGAAGUUUAUUGUAUUGGAGAAGUUUCAUUUUGUUUAAUGUUUACUUUCUUUCCUUUAGAACAUGCAAUGAAGAAUUAUAAUUGAAACUGUUUUUUUGAUAUUGUUGUAUGUUGACAAUUUAUUUUUGUUGUUAUAUCAUUUCUUAUCCUGUGUGUUAAAAUUAUUUGAUGUGCAAGAAAUGCUAUGCAUGUCAUGAAUUAUCAAAUCCAUUCCAGGUAUAUUACCAAUGUAGAAAUAGAUUUAUUGCAUGUUUGUGUACUUUUUAUUUCUAUCAUAUGCAUUACAUUUUUAAAACUUAAUAUACAUUUGCAACAUACAUGAAAUUUGUGAGAUUGAUAAUCGUGUUGGCAUUAUAAUUUGUCUGCAUAUUUUCCCUUUAAUUUUAAAUGUCAGUUAAGUUCAGAAUAGUGUGUUAUCUUUUAAAACUGAGUGAAUUUUUUUCAUAAUAGAAUUUCUACCAAAAUAAGGUCACUUUUAUGAAAGAGCUUUGUUUUUCAAAGUGUCUGGAAAACGGUUUCUUGUUGAUCUAUUAUCUGAUAAAUAUAUUUCAUGGUUUCAGUUAAUUGACAGAGUACAUGAUAGCAUUUGAAUGAUUUUUUAAAUGAAAAACAAAAAGUUUACAAUAAUUCUUUAAAUGCAAGCAUGUGUUGGCAAGCACUUUAACUUAGAGAACAUGUUUGGAUUCUUUCACAGAACUAUGUGCUUGUGCAAAAAUAGAGGGGGGGUGCAUGUUGUGUGUAAAUUAAUGUAAAUUUUUUUUUAAUCGUAAUUUGUCUUUGCAGGAGAAAUCAAUUCAACCAUUGGAUCAGUAAGUCCAGCACUCAUCGAGAAUCAUCAUGCUCACAACAACGGAGAUCUAGGGUCACCCACCAGUGUGGAUGGCGAGUCAAUCCGAUCCCCCGAUCUGUCGCCUAGCAAGAGUUUGCGCACAGAUCCGUCCAGCCAGCGAGAAUGGGAGGUUGAACCUCGAAAGAAGCGCUUUCCCAUCGAUCGUGCAUACUUCAUAGCUAAGGAAAUACUCAUGACAGAGCGGACGUACCGCAAGGAUUUAGAAGUCAUUACUGUGUGGUUCCGAGAAGAGGUGGGGAGAGAGUCUUCAGUUUCAGCUGUGGAGCAACUUCUGGCUCUUCUUGACCCUCUCCAUGAAGCUCAUUGUGCAUUUUUGCGAGAAGUGGAAACUCGUCUUGCCACAUGGGAAGGCCGCAGCAAUGCUCAUUUAAAGGGCGACUACCAGCGCAUUGGAGACGUAUUGUUACGCAAUCUGCUGAUGUUGCCUCAGCUGUACGAAGAAUACUUGGCCUGCCAUCUUGGAGUGCUGCAGCGCCUAGAUGAGGCUCUUGGAUCAAGUGCUCGCUUUGAACAACUCUAUCGGGAAUUUGAACAACAAAAGGUGUGCUACCUGCCCUUGACUGCUUUUGUUUUGAAGCCUCUGCAGCGUCUGCUUCACUAUCAACUGCUGCUCGAUCGUCUUCUUCGACAUUAUACAAAGGAUCAUCCAGAUUAUGAAGAUUGUUAUGCAGCCAAGAACAAAUUAAGUGCUACUGCCCAAAAUGUACCAACAAUUCUUAAGGAAUCUGAGAAUUUUGUCCAGUUGUGUGAACUGCAGCGAGAUAUGGUUGGAUUCGAUAACUUGGUGCAAGCUGAUCGUGAUUUUCUACGCCAGGGUUGUUUAAUGAAGUUGUCUAGGAAAGGUUAUCAGCAGCGCAUGUUUUUCUUGUUCUCUGAUGUGCUGCUCUAUGCAAGUCGAACAGCCCAACCCUGUGUGCAAUUCCGUGUUCAUGGUCAGUUGCCGCUGAGAGGUGUGUUGGUAGAGGAAGCGCCUGACAAUCGUAUGGGAGCUAGCUUUGCCUUUACUAUAUAUGGAGGCAACAGGGCCCUGACAGUUGCUGCUAGCUCCCAGGAAGAAAAGGACAAAUGGCUAGAAGACUUGAGUGUGGCUGUGCAGGCAGCCAAGGAGAGAGGAGACAACCGUCUGCAGUACCUCAGCCUCAAGAGUUGCAGUUCAUCAGAUGAGGUGAUGGACAAGUGUGGCGAGGAAGGCAAUGCAAACCGAGAGAAAGCACCUCCUGUGCAACGUAGCAACACCACUGUUCAUGUUUGCUGGCAUCGUAACACCAGUAUAAGCAUGCGUGAUCAGUUGAGAGCUGUUGAAAAUCAGUUGAGUGGUUACCUGCUUCGCAAAUUCAAGAACAGCAAUGGUUGGCAGAAGCUGUGGGUGGUGUUCACAUCCUUUUGUCUAUUCUUUUACAAAACUUUCCAAGAUGACUUCCCACUGGCCUCGCUUCCGUUGUUGGGUUACACAGUCACUACUCCAGCACCUACAGAUGGCAUUGCCAAGGACUACGUGUUCAAGUUACAAUUUAAAAACCAUGUAUACUUCUUCCGAGCUGAGAGCGAGUACACAUUUGGCAGGUGGAUGGAGGUAAUUAGCAGUGCGACACAGCAUUCUGGGCGAAUGCGUCUGUUUUCUCGAAAAGACAGUGCGCUUGGAGAGCCUCAGAAUUGACAUUGAAAAAUAACAUUUUGUGUGUUGAUGCACUGAAACAAGAAGUCACAAGUUUGCAUUUGAUACUCUUGAAGGAAUUCGCAGGGUAAACAGGAACAGAGGGAUAAACAGCCAUUGAAAGUCAUUGUUUAAAUGACUUAUUACACUUUUUAUUCAUUCCAAUUUUUCAAGGCUGCCAACAUUUUCUUAUUGUACAAUGCUCUUUAUUUUUCUGUUUAAGUUUUCACACUGUAAACACUAGUUUUAUACUUUCAUGCUGUAAGGUAAUAGAAGGUAAACUUCAAAAUAAAUGGUCUGAAAAUGUGUGUCUGAUAGUUCUCAUACGACUACAAUGAAUAGUGAGUCAUGAAAUAGGACCUGAAAGAAGUAUGUUCUUUAAUUGUGUAGAAUACAUGAGAUUCUGAAUGUCAUGUGUUAACAGAAUUCUAGGAUUUUUAUUACUUAUCUGCGACAUUCACAAGUUAAUUGGUAAUUAUUUUUUAUUUUGUUGACUCUGAAUGUUUAAUAUCAAUUGAUUUUAUAUAAAACAUGAAUUUGUAAAACACUUUCAGAUAAAACUAUAUAUCAAUAAUAGCUUAUGCUUUACCUUCAGUAGGACAAUUAUUGACAUUUAUAACAUUUUAAAAUUGUAUAUAUACUGUAAGAUAUUGUUAAGAAUCAGUAGGGUGGUGCUAAAACACCAAUCUUGCCAUUUAUAAUGGCAGCUGCUAUUUGUAAGAACUUACAUCACAUAAAAAUCACCAUCACAAAAAAUUGUGUAUAAAGGCCAUUGUGAGAUUAUCAAUUCUUUCAUUUGGAACUUAUCACUUACAGUACUUCAGGUAAGCUAGUGGGAUGGGAAGAAAGUUUUCAAAUUCACAAAUAAACAUAUUUUAAUGUAUUUGUUGUUGGUAUACCAGAUUAAAAAUUAAAUUGGAUUACUUUGUUUCAGAAUGUAUUUAUUCUUCAAUAUUUACAUUGUCUAAAAGAAUUCAUUGCUUUUUGCAGUAUACAUUAUUACAAGAAGGAAUGGUUAAAAUGAUCAGUGAUGCAACACUUUUCAACAUAAGGCUUUGUAUAUCUGAAUGCGACCAACCCAUGCCAAAUAACCAGUUUUAUGUAGUCCAGUUUCAUUGCCUUAUCAUUUUUGUUUUAUUACACAUCUUAGGCUACUUCAAAUAAUGAAUUGCAAAUAUAGAUUACCAAGUAGUCCAUUUUAUCAUCUGAUGACUGUUUAAUAGUAGCAUAAGGCUUCAAAAUAUUUGUUAGUAAUUAAAUGCUCAUUAGUGUAAACUUACUAAUUUUGUUCAUGUUACUCCUCAGAAAACAUGUUUUUAAAUUUACAAAUAAACAUAAUAUAGUUAAUACUUUUGGUGUUGUUAUUGUUGGGAUAAAGCAUGGUUCUUCCAAUCUUUAUCUGCUGAUAGUCAGAAGAGGAUGGUAACUUGGUUUGGUCUACAGGGGACAAAGUAUUGUCAGAAAGAAAGACCAAAAUCUCCAUUUUUCACUUUCUCCAUUUCCUUGAGAAAUCCUUGUGUAAUGACUUAAAUGUAAUUUCUCCUUAAAAAAUUAGCACAAGAGCUCAAACUUUAGAUUAACAAUGUUGCAAGUUCUCAUUUGACCAAUCAUUUUUUUUCAAAAACUAUGUGGCCUGACAAAUUUAUUUCCAAAAUCCAAAUUCUAAAUCAAUCAGCUGCUGAAAAGUAAUUUUUAAUGCAAGAAAUAAACUAGGCUAAUAAGAAAUCAAAUCCAUUUGUAUUUAUAAGUUCAUGAAAUAAUGAGCCAAGAUAAUUUUAUGAAAAAUUAAUUUUGAAACACCGUUUGAUGUGCGAGAUAUUGAUUUAUUGAUGACAUACUUGUGUGCUGGAAUUGCUUUUAAUAGCAAUUAUGCAUGUAGUAUAGAACAUAUUAGUAGAACAGGUAAAAGUUUGUCCAUUUAUCAUGAAUGCUAUUAAUUAAAAUUAAUUUAUAUUUAGGAACAAAGAAUUUAAAGCUGCAAAUGCCAUUUUAAUGAGGAAAUAUGAAGUAUUCAUGCAUUUGUUGUUAUUUAACAAAAAGUAUGAGCUGUAUAAAUUGUUGUUAUAAAAGUUAAGGAUGUUCUGUUUAUUUCUAAGUCUUCAGAAUGUUUGUUGAAAACUGAAAAUAAUAAAAAAAUAUUUCAGAGUAGAAGUUGCAAGAAAUUUUAAAUGUCAAAUUCAAUAAACUGAAGAUAGACACUCUUGAGCCUCAUUAUAAAUUCUUUUACAAUAUUUUCAGCCCCUUGAAAGGAGACGAUAUGCAUGUUUUCUAACAGUGUUUCAGACUUGUUGAGAAGAAUUUAACUUAUUUCCCUCUCCAUUAGAAGCAGUUAAUAAAUGCAGUGAAAGGCUCUAAGCUCCCGUGUGUGAUAAUGUGCAUGUAAGUAGAGACAAGGAAGAAAGACUAUGUGUGGUCCAAUUGUUAGGGUACUGCUCUGAAUGGUACUAACUGGUAUUGAUCAGACAUUUGAAAUUAGCAAGUAAUGUAGGCAGAGAUGCAACAGUUUAUUACUUUGAGAAAUGAAGAAAAAGGAAGCUUAAAGAUUUUUUCAAAUACAUGAACUAUCCUGCAUACAUUCUUUGUAAUAAAUAUAACAUAAUAAAUGUUUGUUGACAAUUUAUUUGAUAAAUUGAAAUAGCUCUUCCAACAGAGAUUAUAAGGACCAGUACUGAAAAAUAUAAUACUGGAACAUACAAGUAAAGCUG